AUGGCAUCCGAGUUCUCCUUUGCCCGAGGCGUCUCCCUCCCCGCCGCCGCGCACUGGCCGCCCCUCGCCUUCACCUCCUACAGGCUGCGGCACAGUGCGGCGUGCACCAGGGCGAAUCCUCGGGUCGUGGCGGCGGCGAGGGCGGUCUCAGUGGCCGCCGCCAGGAGGAUGCCCGGCUCAGUCAGAUACGGCGGCGCCAGGGUAGCGGCGUUGCGGGCGGAGGAGGCCGAGGUGGCCGUGCCACCGUCGGUGUCGGUGCGCGUCGCCUACGAGCUGCAGCUGGCCGGUCACCGCUACCUCGAUGUCAGAACGGAGGGCGAGUUCGGUGGUGGGCAUCCGGCAGGAGCGGUGAACGUCCCCUACAUGUAUAGCACCGGCUCAGGAAUGGCCAAGAACCCGCACUUUCUCGAGCAAGUGUCGGCGAUCUUCGGCAGGGACGACGAGAUCAUCAUCGGAUGCCAAAGUGGCAAGAGAUCUCUCAUGGCGGCAGCCGAACUCUGCUCCUCUGGCUUCACUGCCGUGACCGACAUCGCCGGAGGGUUCUCGACUUGGAGGGAGAACGGACUGCCGGUCAAUGGACGCGGGCUUCUAUAA
Triticum turgidum subsp. durum (durum wheat) is the source of this 594-nucleotide messenger RNA. The record is from the annotation of a GenBank genome assembly. Lineage: Eukaryota; Viridiplantae; Streptophyta; Magnoliopsida; Poales; Poaceae.